CGCGACGGCCAGACCAUCCACUCCUUCAUCGUGGCCGACCGCACCGCCAGCGUAAUGAUGAACAUCUGGGGCGACGACGGCAAGCACAUCCGCAACGGCGACAUCCUGCGCCUGGAGGGCGCCGAGGCCAAGCUCUUCAAGGGCUUCCUGCAGCUCACCACCACGCGCUACGGCAAGAUCCGCCGCGUCGGCGAAGACACCAUGGUGUUCCAGGAGUCGCCCAAUAUCAGCAAGAUGCUGUGGGUCACCGAGGAGGAGUCGCGCGCCAUGGCGCCCAAGGAGGAAGGCCAGUGCUAGUUAUUCUUGGUGAAAAGUCCUAAUGUAGCCCUUUGCUUUCCUUGCUCCCACCAAGUCCUCUGUGAGCUCGUCGUCAAACAGCUCCCUGCUGCACAUGCUCACCAGAGCCAGCAUUCGGCUCUGGCUGACCCCCGCCAGCAUCGCGCACCGCCCUAUUACCAGCCCCAGCACCGCUACCGCGUACCCGGGCUGCAGCGGAUAGGGGUACCAGGCAAUCAGCUGC
Linderina pennispora is the source of this 520-nucleotide messenger RNA. RefSeq lists its product as uncharacterized. Lineage: Eukaryota; Fungi; Kickxellomycota; Kickxellomycetes; Kickxellales; Kickxellaceae. The coding region runs from base 55 to 297 and encodes 80 amino acids. Gene Ontology annotation, biological process: response to ionizing radiation; mitotic cell cycle checkpoint signaling; double-strand break repair via homologous recombination. The record is from RefSeq and is a predicted model, not a curated record. Gene Ontology annotation, molecular function: DNA binding. The transcript has a single exon. Gene Ontology annotation, cellular component: SOSS complex.